GGAACUCGAACAUGCAAAUAGCGGAAAGAGAAAAACCAGCGAUAUUUCUUCUCCUCCCUCGUCACUUUAUCGCCGCCGGCACUUCUCUCUGUUUCCGUCUCUCUCCUUCAGUCCUCCCGGAACAAAUUUGUCACCGAUAAUAUUUCACGGCGAAGUAACCGGAGACGGCCGCUUCCAGAUAUAUAUAUAUCUUCGCUAUCACGUCAUCUAUCUCUAUUCAUCUCGUCUGUAAUGGUUAAAUUCCCCUAAACCAAUUGCUUAAAUUUUCCAACCUAUUGCAAAAGUAACUAUGCAACCAACUGGGGCAAAAGAUCCUCAACUCCGUGAGAGCAACAGCCAGAAGGUCCACCCACAGCCCAUGGAAGAAGCUACAAAUAAUAAAAAACUAGAACCAGUCGAAGCAUUGAUUUCCAAGAUUUUCACAAAUGUCUCAUCACUCAAAUCAGCUUACAUCCAACUUCAGUCGGCCCACACUCCGUAUGACCCUGACAAGAUCCAAGUUGCUGAUAAACUUGUGAUCUCAGAGCUGAAGACCCUAUCUGAACUCAAACACUUCUACAGGGAGCACAACCCUAAGCCAGCAUGUGUUUCUCCGCAGGACUCCCGUUUGGCUGCAGAGAUUCAGGAACAGCAGAACUUGUUAAAAACAUACGAGGUCAUGGUCAAGAAAUUUCAGUCUGAGAUACAGAACAAAGAUUCCGAGAUUCUUCAGUUGCAGCAGCAGAUUCAUGAAGCGAAUCAGAAACGAGUUAAAUUGGAGAAAAACCUAAAGCUCAGGGGUUUAUCCUCUAAAGAAGGUUCUGCAAAUGGAUUCAUCUCUGUGGAUCUAACACCUGAGCUUUUCAAAUCCACAGUGGAAUGUGCCUAUCAAGCUGUUCAUGAUUUUUCCAAACCAGUAAUCAACAUGAUGAAAGCGGCUGGAUGGGAUCUUGAUGCUGCAGCACAUUCCAUCGAGUCAGAUGUUGUAUAUGCAAAGCGGGCUCACAAGAAAUAUGCAUUCGAAUCAAAUAUUUCCCACAAAAUGUUCAGUGGGUUUCAGGACAAAUGCUUCUCCCUGAAACACGAAGAUCCAGAAGCCAUGAAGGAGAGUUUCUAUCACCAAUAUCUUGCAUUAAGGGAAAUGGAUCCACUGGAUGCCGUGGCCCAAAGCCCAGAUUCCAUAUUCGGGAAAUUCUGCAGGACCAAGUACCUUGCCGUUCUUCAUCCUAAGAUGGAGGCCUCAUUUUUUGGCAACUUGGAUCAACGGAACUAUAUAAUCGGGGGUGGACACCCAAGAACAGCUUUCUAUCAGGCUUUUCUAAAGCUGGCAAAGUCAAUCUGGCUCUUGCACAGGCUGGCAUAUUCAUUUGAUCCUGCUGUCAAGGUUUUUCAGGUGAAGAAGGGAAGUGAGUUCUCGGAAGUUUAUAUGGAUAGCAUUGUGAAAGAUUUCGUCGUUGAAGACACAGAGGUGAAACCUAAGGUCGGGCUGAUGGUUAUGCCCGGUUUCUACAUCAUGGAAAGCAUCAUCCGGUGCCAAGUCUAUUUGACAGGUGUGAAACUGGCUGAUUGAUUUUAGUUUUUCAUUGAUUGUUGAUUGUGUAUUGUAAUUUACAUAUGUAUCUUGUGUGUUUGUGCAUUUUCUUCUUGGCAUCUAGAAACUGUCAUAGUUGUGAUCAUUGUAUUUGCAGUUGUGGUACUUUGUGCCUAAUCAUCUAAUGAGUUGAAAUAACACCCCCUUGCUCAUCUUUCUUUUUUUAACACCCUUUGUGUUGGCAGAAAAAGAAAUUUUAAAUUUUGAGGAGUUGAUAACAAAAAAGCCCAAUGAACUUUCACUUUUAUA
Cuscuta campestris is the source of this 1819-nucleotide messenger RNA. NCBI's taxonomy places the organism in Eukaryota, Viridiplantae, Streptophyta, Magnoliopsida, Solanales, Convolvulaceae. The record is from the annotation of a GenBank genome assembly.